AUGGUUGCAGCGAAGAAGACGAAGAAGUCCCAUGAAGGAAUCAACAGCAGAUUGGCUUUGGUGAUGAAGAGUGGCAAAUACACUCUUGGUUACAAAUCUGUUCUCAAAUCUCUUCGCAGUUCCAAAGGUAAGUUGAUAUUGAUAUCUAGCAAUUGCCCACCAUUGAGGAGAUCUGAGAUUGAGUACUAUGCUAUGCUUGCUAAAGUUGGAGUUCAUCACUACAAUAGAAACAAUGUUGAUCUUGGUACUGCCUGCGGUAAAUACUUCCGUGUGUCAUGCCUCAGCAUAGUUGACCCAGGUGACUCUGACAUCAUCAAGUCGCUUCCUGGAGACCAGUGA
Molecule: messenger RNA, 339 nt
Organism: Arabidopsis thaliana (thale cress)
Lineage: Eukaryota; Viridiplantae; Streptophyta; Magnoliopsida; Brassicales; Brassicaceae
Product: Ribosomal protein L7Ae/L30e/S12e/Gadd45 family protein
Exons: 5
Coding region: 1-339 (112 amino acids)
Molecular function (GO): RNA binding
Source: RefSeq, marked reviewed